This is a messenger RNA of Dendronephthya gigantea, 3351 nucleotides long. RefSeq lists its product as uncharacterized. Gene Ontology annotation, molecular function: protein binding. Gene Ontology annotation, biological process: signal transduction. Bases 350 to 2236 code for a protein of 628 amino acids. The transcript has 9 exons. The record is from RefSeq and is a predicted model, not a curated record. Lineage: Eukaryota; Metazoa; Cnidaria; Anthozoa; Malacalcyonacea; Nephtheidae.
UUGAGGCAAAAUAUAUGCAAAGUAUAGACUGUUCAUGAUUUCAUAUUUCUCGACUCAGCAAUGAAGAACCAUUGCCCAUAGUCAUUACGUCACAUUAUUUAUAUAUGUUUACGUUAUAUACACGGGAAGUUAUAUAUCAUUAAUGAGGUAUGAGGAAGCUAUAUACAAAGGCUAAGUAUUUGUUGCGAACUUCGAUAAUGCACAGUCUUGGUUUGGUCUUGGACUUGCCUUGCUGGUAUUGGACUUCUCAGCUUGCGAUACCCCGAUAAAAAAUAUUUGGAUUACUUGGAACCUCCGGCCAAUUGGAUACGGCAUGCAAUGGCGCCGCUAUAGCAGGAAGUGAUUGAUCAUGUUCGUGAACACAAAGUCUACCAUUUCCUCGGCAAAGCUUGGUUGUGACAACAUCACUGACAUUGAUGAAAUCAAUCCUCAUCCUGACACUGAUAGCCUAGACACUGAACGCAAGGGAUUCUCUUCGAAGAACGGCUUGGAAGACGACAAAAAUGUUUCGCCAGAAUGCUCGUAUCAACCUGCCCCAGCACUUUGCUAUAAAGAUGUCGCUAAAGAAACUGGGGACGAAACAAAGCGUAACUUAAAGCAAUCUUGCAAUCAACCGCAAGCAGAUGUUGCAACAAAUCUGAUCACCACUGAUGGAGGUGUCAUAAAGCUGACCGACGUCAUUCUUCAAAUCGAUGCCGGUUGUUUGGCCGAAGAUACCGAAAUUACAUCGCGAAUAGACGACGGACACAAUGAUCUCAAGUCACUGUUUGACUUAGAUUUAAUUCAAAGGGCUUCGAAUGUUGUUGAAUUUCUCCCCAAUGACUUGAAAUUCUUGAAACCAGCUGAUCUACAGUUCAAACAUGAAAGCCCCGUGCCCGGUAAUGAGCUAUUCAUCCUGCGUGGUUCUAUUUGCGAUAACCAACAGACUGUUUGGGAACUGGUGUCUAGUGAUAUGAUUCAAGAGUAUACGGAAAAAGGAGUUGUUAAUGUAAAAAUAGAAGGGUUUUCCCUCUAUUGCUAUAUUUUGGCAAAGCGCGGAAGAUUGGCUAGAAUUUUUAGUCACUUCCGUAAAUCAUUCACUUGCUUUGCAUACGCCUUGUAUCGAAGACAACUUUCAAAUAAAAUAGACAUUAUAGUCGUAUUUGUGAGUGAAUUUGUUGAAAAAGAUACAGACAUUAAACAAUUGAACGAUCUUAAAAAAGUUGGUUACGUCCUAAGUGAUAGAGGAGCGGCGAAACGUAUACAAAUUAACAGUGAUCUUCAAAUGUGCUUGAAUUUCCCGGGACAAAAAGACGAGCCUUUACUAUUCCAUAUCGACCAACCACAAUUAGACUCCAUCGGUUAUGUGCUCGACCGUUUUAAAGGGGUUCCAAUUAAAUUUCCAGCAAAAGGAACAGUUACUAUAAGUGAAGUGCUUUCCGAGGAAAAUUCAACGGGUGAAAGUGAACUUCCGUGGGUGCUAAAUAUUGUUGAACAGGAUGCCAAAGAAGAUAAAUCAACUGACAGACAAAUACCAAGAAAUCUGGUUCCACCAGCCGAAUCAGAACCAAAAGUCAUACGCCGGGACACGAAACUCACAGGAGUGGAAAUAACGAGGGUGAGUCGCAUGGUGGCGAUGGAUUGGGACAGUCUUGCCGGCCUCAUGGAUAUUCCUUAUGAAGAACGUGAAGAGAUCAGAACAAACUUCGCGAAAUACCCUGAUUCUCCUUCCAAAGCGGAAGAAGUUCUUAAUCUCUUCAAUGACAGCGAUUGCUUUUGUCGAGAUGUUUUUGGGAAGUGCGCGGACGAAUUGGGGCGGCAUGACUUAAUAAAGAAAUUACAACCUAUGGAGAAGAAAAAACGCACCGGGAUUGUUAGAUGGAAGAAACCAAUUCCGUCAUCGCAAAUCAAAGAGGCUGAUAAUGAAGAAAUUAAAAAGUUAAUAACACAACUCGAAAAAUUCCCGGAAAAAGACGCUGAGCGGCUCUCCCCUCGUGAAAUGUCCAGGUUAAGUCGCCGAAUUGCCGUUGACUGGGACAGUCUUGCUGGCCUCAUGGACAUCGCCAAGGAGGAAAGAGAUGACAUCAGAUGCAACGUUGCUUUUUACAGCGACAAUCGUUCACGAGCUGAGAAAAUCUUAUCCAUUUUCAACCGCAAGAGAGACUUCUCCCGUAAGAAGCUGGUAGAAUGCCUGAAAGAAAUAAAGAAAUUAGACGUGAUUCGACCAAUUAUCACUGGAGAAUGGAAAUUCUUGUAAUUAUCAAGUCAUCUGUUAGCUGAGUUGGACCACACCAUUAUGCUCUUCCAUCAGCCUCUCAAUAAUGAAUAAAGGUAUAAUUAUUUCGAACAGUUCAAAGUCCAGACGAUAGUGCAUUCAUAUUUCAUUUGUCAAGAUUUCUAUUACCAAGACUUUCUGGUUGAAAACCGAAAUCGAAUCAACCUUCUCUAAAGAAAGAUGGAAUGAUGGUAUGUAAGAAGUUUUCCACUUAAUCACAUAUCGUUUGUGUGACUUUAUCCUUUAACUGUUUGAUAUGAUCUCAACAGUCGAUACAGUGUCCUCCGUGUCCUCGUACGUCAUCCGUCUAUAACUGAACAGACAACGGUUCAUUGUUAUCUAUAUUUGUUAAAUAGACAUCAAUUUGACAACGACACGCUUUUAAUAUAAAAAAACACAAAUCGAAAUUUAUGCAUUAAAUCAUAUUUAUUACCAAGGGAUUUUCUGGCGCAUAGCGUAUGUUUAAAACUUCUCGGCUUCAUUGCCUGAAUAUUCUACAAUCUGUAUAGCGCUAGGAACGUACGUUUUUAGGAAAGUAUAUUUGUUUAUUUAUAGUCUUUGUUGCUCAAAGCGGCAAAGGACGGUGCUAAACAAGCCAUUUCAUUGUAAAUAUAGUUCAGCAUUUUCAAUUCAAUGUUAGUGAAUUUUGUGACUUGUUCAUGAAAUAAUUAAUGAGGUUUAUACCAAACCAAAUUUCAUGAAUUAGGUCAGAUGCACACCCGGUAUAUAUACCCCAUACGAAUUAGUUUGACUAGAUAUGUAAAUCAGUUACAAACACUAUACAGUAGUGGUAAAACAUUCGUGCUAAAUAGACCUUUUCAACUUGCAUGCAAAUUAACCUCAUUUUAGAUGUUGGGCAUGACCAUGGAAUAGCCAAUAAAACUUAACCAUUUCAGGCCAUGUGACUUGUAAUUAAUGACCAUGUUAAUUGGCAUACAAGCUGAAAAGGUCUAUUAGGACGAUUGGUUUAGAAUUAAAAUACUCCGCACCAAGUUUUAUGCUGUAUUCAACUUUCCGGGCUCAGUACUCUACCUAUGCGAACUGGCUUUGCUUUUGAUUCACGAUAGCUGGCAAUAACUGACUAUGAAAAACUAUUC